This is a messenger RNA of Etheostoma cragini (Arkansas darter), 1246 nucleotides long. RefSeq lists its product as uncharacterized. The coding region runs from base 120 to 938 and encodes 272 amino acids. Lineage: Eukaryota; Metazoa; Chordata; Actinopteri; Perciformes; Percidae. The record is from RefSeq and is a predicted model, not a curated record. The transcript has 4 exons.
UAUUUGACAGUUUCUCCUCUGAAGGGAGAGUGCUUCUCUUCGAGGGAGAGAGUGACCACCUUAUUCCCUCAACAAGUCAAGAGCUCCUGGAGGGUGAUUUAUUUGUGACUACAGGAAAGAUGGUUGGUCAUUCAUUCUUGAAUGGAGGCCCAUGUCUCACUGGCCUAAGCACAGCAAUCAUCCAUGUACUUUUUGGCAGCAGUCCAGAGAUGGCAACCAUAUCCCUGUCAGACUGUGUGGAUCAGGAUGACUUGGCACUGUUGGAAGGAACCAAGGACCUGUCAGAAGAAGACAAAUCCCAGAUUCUCUCUGUGACACUGCCCUGGGACCUGCCUGGUGUCACACUGAACAACAGGUGGUGGCUGAGGGAGAAAAUACUGCUCCAUGCUGUUCUUGGACGGACGACCCAGCAGGUUAAACAAAUCCGACGAGGCCUGAAAGACACGGGUGUCUGGGAGUUUUUUAGCUCCAGGCCAGAUGCUGUGCAAGUCCUAUUCCCAAGGGCCUGCAAUGCAGAGAUCACACCACAAAUGAUUCUGGACAAUAUCAACUGGCCAAGGGACCAGGACAUCGAUGAGGACAUCGUCAGCCUGGAGGACCAUUGCAGAGUAAUGACCUUCCUCCGGAAAUUUAUAGAGGAUGGUACGUUGCCUUUGUUCUGGAGUAAGACUCGCUCCUAUGUAGUGUUUGAGUGUCAGUGUGUGUGUGUAUCGAAUUUGUUUCCCGUGUGUAUUUUUGUAAGGUACUCCGGAAGUCCUGAAGACUUGCUCAUAUUUUCCUCGAACUUGGAGGUGGAAAUCAUCAAUUGUUCCCUACCACAGUCAUCAACUUGUUUUUUGACUCUGAAGCUGUCAAAGAAUACAACAAACUAUGAAAAAAAAUGUCAAGACCUGAUGGCAAGCAUAUCCUCCUCCUACUCUGGAUUCGGUCAGAUUUGAGCACUGAUACAGACACGUCAAUCUGUCAGAUUUGAGCACCGAUGGAGACAAAGGUACAGAUCUCAUUUAGUUGUAUUUGUUCAAAGCACUGGUAGAGACACCGACAAAUCAUUCUCUUCAUUUAGUUGUAUGGGGUCACAAUAUUCAUAGGUUAAGACAGAAACUUGUUAAUCCCAGAACCCCCAACAUUUGAUGUGCAUUGUUUUUGAUUCCGCCGUUGUUAACUAAAUGUUUUGAUGGAUACCAGACCACUCUGUGUGAGGCACCUUGCUUGUGCAUGCAUGCUCACAAGGCAUAAUUGUUAAUAA